UGUUUUCUAAACGUUUGUUAGUUUGUAUUAUACCAGUGACUUCAAUGUUGAUGGUUUUAAAUUAUAUCAAUUGCAUUAUUUGUAGAAAGCAACGGAUUGGAAUGAAAGCUAAUGGCGCACAAAAUAUAAUUUGAUCCUUUUACGCAUUCUAGCCUGAAUGCGUUAUGGAAUAGGACUAGCCUGCAUCUGAGCUUUCGAACCAGACUAACACAUGAUUCUUCUCCUGACACUUAUACCAAGUCGUUCUCUCCGUUGUCUUUUUAUUUCUUGCAAUUAAUCCAUUGCAACGUCUAGCCAUUUAGCUCACCUGACGCAUCUUGUGUGGGUUUUAGUCCUACCCCGCAGAUUUAUGUAAUCGUUCUUUUUCCCGUAAGAAGUUUUUGAAAUGAAGAGUGCGAGUAUUGAGAGACGUAUAGGCACUUUGUUGUUGCUGCAUUCCGCUAUACUGCUGGGUUUGUUUCACGUUGGCGCACUGGAGGCAAGGAAGCUACGGGGCGGCCGCGUGCAACCCCGGAGAGCUAUGCAGUCCCCACCAUUACCGUACAGGGACCGGGUAGUAGAAGGGACCGGUGCGGGAGUCAGUGAGAGCUUUCCGUUGGACUUUACAGCCGUUGAGGAUAACAUGGAAAACUUCAUCAGCCAAAUUAAAAACCUCUCCAAGUCGCUGUACCCGUGCUCUGCGCAGAAAUUAGACCAUGACAUGAGGCUGCACUUCCUGAAGAAUUCAUCUGUAACGUGUAACGAUGGGUCCCCAGCUGGAUACUACUUGAAGGAGUCAAGAGGCAGUAGGCGGUGGUUGAUAUUCCUGGAAGGUGGGUGGUACUGUUUCAACAAGCAGACCUGUGGCGCCAGGUAUCAAACCAUGACAAAACUCAUGAGCUCCACCAAGUGGCCGCUCACCAGAACAGGUACAGGUAUUCUGUCACCCCAGCCAGAAGAGAAUCCUUAUUGGUGGAAUGCCAACAUGGUUUUCCUCCCUUACUGCUCCAGCGAUGUGUGGAGCGGAGCUACAGCGAAGACAGACCAGCGUGACUAUGCGUUUAUGGGCUCAGUGAUAAUUGAGGAGGUGGUGAAUGAGCUCCUCACUAAAGGAAUGGACAAUGCCAAGAUCCUUCUACUGGCUGGGAGCAGUGCGGGAGGUACCGGGGUUCUGUUGAAUGUGGACCGCGUGGCCGAGCAGCUGGAGUCCCGGGGCCACAGGGAGAUCCAGGUCCGCGGCCUGGCGGACUCCGGCUGGUUCCUGGAUAACAAGCAGUACAGAACCUCGGACUGCCAUGACACCGCCAGCUGUGCCCCGACCGAGGCCAUCAGGAGGGGGAUGAGGUACUGGGGUUGUGUGUUGCCGGAACACUGCAGUCAGACUCACGUCGGAGAGGAAUGGAACUGCUUCUUUGGAUAUAAAAUCUACCCCACGUUAAAGAGUCCAGUGUUUGUGGUCCAGUGGUUGUUUGAUGAGGCCCAGUUAACAGCGGACAACGUUCACCUGACCGGCCAGCCGGUCCAGGAGGGACAGCUGCGUUACAUCCAGGACCUGGGCCACCAGCUGAGGAACACACUCAAAGACGUCCCGGCCUUGUUUGCUCCCGCCUGCCUGUCCCAUGAGGUCAUCACCAGGAAUUACUGGACAGACAUCCAGGUGAAAGGCACCUCCCUCCCCAGAGCCCUGCACUGCUGGCACCGCGGCCUCCGUGACGACAAGCUCCAUCCGCUCUCCUCCGAUAGCAGCCACGGCAACAACCCAGGCCAGUCAAACAAGACCCAGCCUCUAGCCCCGCCCCAGAGGGGCUGUCCCCUGCACCUGAUUGACAGCUGUCCCUGGCCCCACUGUAACCCGACCUGCCCCACAAUAAGAGACAAGAUCAGCGGACAGGAAAUGAGUGUGAUCCAGUUCCUCAAACACAUGGGGUUUGACGUAGCCAAGAUGGCCCAGAAGCAGGGCAUGGACCCUACCAAAUUACUGGGGAUGCUCAAUAAUGGGAACUGAGGAGGUAAAAGAGAAUGCGCACGCACACACACACACACACACAGACAUGCAUGCACGUUAAAGCAUUGACUUGGGAGAAACUGUUAGAGAUGUUCAACUAUGACAUCUUAAUGGACGGGUGUGGCAUAUGCUUUGUUGGGUAUGAACGGAACUCAGUGCCACAGAUUAGCAACACUACUCAACUCUAGGCAACACAACGGAGCUGAACGCAACCCAAAACCAAACUGAACCGAAACAUAAAGGGGACUGGGCUAAGCUGAAUGGACCCAGCAGCAGUUGUCAGAACCCAAUUCGAUCCGGGGUGACUAAUCAGAACUCAACGGAGCAGAACUCACAACUUCGACCACAGCGUCUAGGGGACUGGACAGGACUGAACGCCAUGCAACUUAUUCUAAGUAGAAACGCUGAGUAGGACGCAGCCAGAGGACUGCUUAGUUUGAGUUAAAACUGACCAGUACUGAACUGACGCUAAGGGCAACUCAUCUGGGAACUAUGCUAUACUGAAAUCAGGGACACAAACAUCAUCCGUUUUAUAAAGCUGUUCACCUGUAUUUUCAAUCAUUGUUAGUUUAAAUGUAAAAACAAAGAACUUGUGUAUAUUAUCGUAGUAGUAUGAAAAUAUGAAUAACAUAUGCAUGCAUCAAGCUGUACUCAAAUGACAUGUUCCUAGUCUACUUGGUGUUUUGACCGACAGAGUAGCUACAGAAUCAAACUCGUUCAUAGCCAGAAACACUGGUUGGACGUUGCUUCAAACUGGAAGGAAAUAAGCAUGGAAAUCAGGAUUUCCAGAAAACCUACCAAUUUUGGGAAAGUUACUGAAACGUUUCAGGCCUGACCUCACAAUUACCGGGCCUACUUGACAAACGACGGUUUGGACCGAUCACAGACGCGGGAUCUUAAUGCAUAACCAUACUACUGUCAGGAACAAGAGAGCGUGGAGACAGGUGAUGAGUGGCGGUUGAGAGGUGCUCUCUACUGGCGAUCUGGAGAAUUACAGAUAAAUAUUUGUAUUACCACUGCUUCAUGCCCAAACCCCAUCUGUAGAUACUGUAGCUAAUUUACCACUGAACUGUUGCUCUUCUUAGCCACAUAUGCUUUUACACAAGCAACAUAAAAAGGGGUCAACAUUUAUAACAUUAAUUAAUAAUUCCCUAUUUAAAAAAUAUUAUUUAAAAUGCUGGUUGGAAGAAUCCUGUAAUCUGAAAAGCGAAUAAGCUGAAUGUUUCAUCACCCAAACAGAACUGCAGGAAAUUCUGGGAAACAACUUACUCUCAACGCUGAACAAAAGCUAUUCUGGAGUUUUCCCACGUAUUUAUUGGAUUAAAUGGAUCGGAUUUAAGUUAGCUAUUUCAACAUAUGUGAUUCUUUGUAAAUUGUACAUAUAUUUUUCGCUUCUUUUAUGGUGCUGACUGCAUGUCUCUAAUAAAACUGACAAUGUAUUAUACAUGUGUUCAAUUAUAAAGCUAUUGUGAUUAUUAAUGUUUCCUAUUAGAUUUUCCACUGAAAAUUAAACGAUUAAAGAUCCUGUCCUCUUAUAAAGAAAAUCAGAUAUGACAGAUAUGGUAAAACAUAAUUUAAUGACAUAUAAUGUGAGAAAAACAAUAAAACAACAAUUUAAUAACCUAAGGUGGUUGGUCCUCAGACUGUUUUCCUGCUUAAACGAACCAAUCCGAUUGCCUGAUACUAAGAGGUGGCUUCCUCCUAUGACAACAGUAAGUGUGUGUCCCCAACGGCAGCCUAUUCACUACCCAGUGUAUCACUCUGGACCACAGUUGUUCAGGUUAUGCACUACAAAGUGUGUAGUGUGCCAUUUAUGAUAUGGAGAGAUGAGACAGAAAACGGUAUCGUACAUGUAAAAUAACCUGUUUGUUCACAGUUGGUAUAAAAGUGCUGUUUGAGAGCCAAGAACUGAACUAUUAAAAAAUUACAAAAUUAAGAAAAUAAAAAAACAUGAGAUCUUAAAAAAAGUACAAAUCCCAUAUGUCACAGACAUAACGCUGUUCACACACAGAAGCUUAUUAAAAUAUGGCUACUUGCCCAGUUCUUUAUCCCGUUGAGUAAAAGUGUACAGAAAAAACACAUUUAAUCAUUCCCUACAAUCUCAUGUCCUUACAGAAAUCUGUUUUCUCAGUUCUAAUUCAAGUCAUCUACAGAGACAAAGUUAUUGGCGGCUGAAAAUACUGAGUU
Esox lucius (northern pike) is the source of this 4171-nucleotide messenger RNA. RefSeq names its product notum, palmitoleoyl-protein carboxylesterase b (gene notum1b). Gene Ontology annotation, molecular function: hydrolase activity. NCBI's taxonomy places the organism in Eukaryota, Metazoa, Chordata, Actinopteri, Esociformes, Esocidae. The record is from RefSeq and is a predicted model, not a curated record. The transcript has 11 exons. The coding region runs from base 386 to 1984 and encodes 532 amino acids.